GGAAACUACCAUUUCCUUUUUCUGUCUUGGUCUAGUUGAUGUCUACUUGCAAAAUACCUCUUCAAAUAGCAUAUAUGCAAUAGCUGUGCAUAAGAUUGUGGAUAAUGGGACAAAAUAAUAAUUGCAUGACGAAAACCAGGAGUUGGGCUCCGAAUAAUGAAUGGGCUCUGAGGUCUGGUGAUCCAACUCUAGUCAAUAAUAUGAUUUGAUUUGCAUUGUGGUCUGCAUGUAGAUCGAGAAUUACGUUCCAAUGAUACAUAAUACAUCAACAGAUAACAGUUGUAUGCCUGGUACAACUAAGAAGCCCCAUGCUAUGUUGUCAUUUUUUCUCUGCGUGUUGUUGCUUUUGUGCAUUAUCUUGUGUAUUUUGCCACAUAACGUCUCAAUGUUUGCCACUUACAUCUAGUGCACUUAGGAGGUAGCAUGUUGGUUCAUAUAUUGAUUUUUCUGCUUGAAGAUUUGGUGCGGUUAGAGAUUGCCAAUUGUUAUUCAUAUUUUCUAGAUCAUGCACUGUCAUGACUCAUGAGAGAUAUCAAAUAAAAGCUCUAGGAACUAAGAACAUUAUAUUGUCUUUGAAGGAUGAAGGUCAUGAUUUACAAGUGUGAUUUAUCUAUUUGACAUUUUGUUGUAACCUUUCCACUCUUUUAUUUUGUCUGGAACACAAGAGGUUUGGAACUUUCACUGUAGAACACAAGAGGUUUGGGACCUUUUUUUUUCACUACAGAACUUGCGCUGUUUCUGGAGACCAAGAUUUUCAAGUGUGCUGCAUGACGUUUUUACUGAUGACCGUCCUCUCUUUUCUUUCCUUUGUAACACAAGGACAUUACUUUGUGGAUUCGUUUUAGCAAAUUGAUUUGCUCUGAGAUUUUCUAUAUGUUGGAAUAGUCAUUAAAAUUAGUUAUUGUUUAUGAAAAUCACAUGCAUGCAGUUCCUGUAACCUCUCGUAGGCUCCUACAUCUAUUAUCACAUCUUUACAAGGCAUACUGUACUUUCUAUUAAGUAGCUAUACUAUCAAUGCAAUAGGUGUGGAUCCAUACCUUGUUUCACUGUAGCAUAAAUAUGAGCAGAAAAUGGGAUUAACACACAUAUUAGUAUAUGUUCACUACCCUGUGAUACUUCUGAUGUUAAAAAAACUCAGCACCUGCACUUCAGUACUUUUGUCAGGAAGCAGGAGUACGAGGAAGGGCUCCACAGUGAGAACAGCUAAUGCUCUUGUCAAAACCAGCAGACGAGCUGAAUCCUCUCACCAGAGAAAUCAAGGAAAGCGAUGGCACUCCGGCAAGCCCUCGGAUGGUCAGAAGGGGAGGUGAUGCGGCCCGAGUCCGAGCCUUGCUCGCGGCUGAUGCGACAGACUGCUGGCAUCUUCACCGUUGGUGGCGCCCUUGCCUUCUGGGUGCUCGGCCGCCUGCACUACGGUCCAAGAAUAACAGUCCCAAGGAGCCUCAGGUGGGCGUCAUGCGGAGCAAUCUCAACAAGCUCAACAUCAGCACUGCUUGUGCGGCUCUUCAGCCCGGAGUGCGAACUGCAGAAUAUAGCAGCUUAUGACAAGCAAGAAAACAAGGCUGAAUAGCUUGAAUUCAGGCCACAUCAGUCUUCCCUAUCAGUAUCAGAUUGUGUGGUUUACUGAUUCAGUCUAGGAGAUGCUUUUCCGUCCUACUACUUCCCUGUGUGUUUGCUAUGAAGACCUCCAUCAGAUCAGUUUUUCCCAGAAAUUACCCUCGCCUGCAUAUGCUGUCACUCUGAUAAUAACAUGCAAGCAAUGAUUUUUCUCAUC
Messenger RNA from Panicum virgatum (switchgrass), 1774 nucleotides. RefSeq lists its product as uncharacterized. Bases 1268 to 1570 code for a protein of 100 amino acids. The record is from RefSeq and is a predicted model, not a curated record. The transcript has 2 exons. Lineage: Eukaryota; Viridiplantae; Streptophyta; Magnoliopsida; Poales; Poaceae.